This is a messenger RNA of Phytophthora nicotianae INRA-310, 1306 nucleotides long. RefSeq lists its product as hypothetical. Gene Ontology annotation, cellular component: membrane. Lineage: Eukaryota; Oomycota; Peronosporomycetes; Peronosporales; Peronosporaceae. The transcript has a single exon. The record is from RefSeq and is a predicted model, not a curated record. Bases 200 to 1180 code for a protein of 326 amino acids. Gene Ontology annotation, molecular function: zinc ion transmembrane transporter activity. Gene Ontology annotation, biological process: zinc ion transmembrane transport.
UAUUUUCUCGCUGGUUCGCGAGAACUCAAUCUUGUUUGAGUGCACCUGCGUCCAGUAUCCGAUAAAGUCGGGCUGUCCUGGCGCACCAAAAACAAUCGACGCUAUCUGAACUGCAGCCGAAGUGGCCGGAAGACUCGUCGGCCCUGGCUGUUCACUCUUCAAUUCGCACCAAAUCGCCGACAGCUCGUUCAUCGCAGACAUGGCCAUCGAAGAAGAGAGCUCUCUUGAUCUCACCCCGACCUUCGGGCUCAAUGCACUAGCCGCAUUAGCCACAGUUCUUGGCGGUUGCGUGAUCUUCAGUAACAAACUACUGCAGCUCGCCAGUCCAAUGUUCAUGGCAGUACUACUCAGUAUUUCCGCCGGUAUCACUCUCUUCCAGGCACUCGUGGUGCUGUUCGCGAAUGCGUAUAAGGAGUUCAACGACGCCUUCACCCUUAACGAAAGUGAGCACGAUUCGAGUGAAGAUGACGACGCUCAGGGCAACGCGUGGCUGGCGGCCACUGGGUGUUUCGGUGGCGGUAUCCUCAUUAGCUAUAUCAUCGACUUCAUCGUACAGAAGCUCACGCCGGGCCAGAACAUGAACGGCACAGCCCGGAUGCAACCCGAGCGCAUGUCCUUUGAAGAAGGCACGUACGAAGUCAAGCCACCCGUGGAGCUAGUCCAGAAUCAAGGCAGCGACGUGUUUAUCAAGAUGGACGAGGCAGCCAAGGAGAAGCUGCAACGCAUGGGCAUCCUCAGUGCCAUCGCUGUGGGAGUUCACAACAUCCCGGAGGGCAUCGCCACGUUCGUGGCAUCCUCUGAGCAUGCGUGGAUCGGUCUGUCGCUGGCGAUCGGUGUGGCUCUGCACAAUAUCGCGGAGGGCAUUGCCGUCGCUACCCCGAUCUAUUUUGCGACGGGUAGCAUUUGUCGCGGUUUGCUCUGGUGUUUCUUGUCGGCCGUCGCACAACACAUCGGUGGCCUCAUCGCGUUCGUGUCGCUGGGCAUGGAUGCUGACAAUGAGACGCAGGGCGUACUCUACGGCCUGUGUGCUGGUAUGCUCUGCGGUAUCUGCAUGAAGGAGAUUGUCCCGACCGCGUACAUGUACGCAAACGGCAGGAUGCACCUCGUAUCUGCUGGCACGCUGGGUGGCAUGUUUCUUAUGUCCUCUGGGCUUAUUUUCUUUAAGUACAUUGGCGUGUAAGUGCUCUCGGCUUCUUGAACGAGCCUUUUUAGUAAACUGGUUAGCUUGUGAGUAUGAAAUGAGAUCUGACAGUGUACACUGUUCAUUUUUUGGGUUCCAAUCAUUUUUUUCCCAUCUAUUUUGCAA